Enterobius vermicularis (human pinworm) is the source of this 1233-nucleotide messenger RNA. The record is from the annotation of a GenBank genome assembly. NCBI's taxonomy places the organism in Eukaryota, Metazoa, Nematoda, Chromadorea, Rhabditida, Oxyuridae.
GAAUCAGGGCCUCCAUUAGUGAAAAAGUAUAUUGAUGUAUCGGAAAGCGAUUACCGGGCAGUCAGUUCUAUACAUCAGAACAGUGGAGUGGUCUUAAAGAACAAAGUAGACUGUGUGCCGUCGCUGCGCCAAGUGGAUCCCUUUGGAUUAGAAAAUUUUUUAGUUUCAUAUUCCGAAAAUAAGAAAAGGAGAUGGGAGAUUAUGAGUGCAUUUUGUGAGGAUAUCCAGUCUCUCCAGGAUCCUGCGAAUGCUGUUAGGGUGUCAGCUGCCAGAUAUUUCCGGACUGGUUCGAAGAGAUCUCUAUUUGGAAAACAUUUUUUGGAUUUGAAUGGUAACAUUAAUUUCAAUAACCUUCUUGAUGUAAUGGAAGUGCAUACCGUAUCGGAAAGUGAACUAGAAAUACAUCGGUGUGCUAAAGUGAGCAGCUACAAAUCUCUGAUAAGUAAACCAAACCCUCCUAAAAGAAAGAGACGGAGGCGACCUACGAGUGUAACGGUCGAGGAGGAUCAGAACAACAAUCAGAGUGAUGUUAACUCAAAAAAAGAAGAAAUUCCUCUUUGGGAGAGUAAAGUUCAUAUAAUAUACUGUGAAAAUGCUGAAAAUUUGAGCAAGCGACGAGUGAAUAUGAAUGGGAAAUUGAGAAAAAGUUCUCCUGGGCCGGAAGGAAACAAUAUUAAGCGAAUGCACAGGGCCCGUAGAUCUAUUUUAUCUUUUGAAUUGGAUUUGGACGGACUAAGUGGAAAGGAAAAUGAUUUUGGCGUAGAACGACGUGACGAAGCUGGAAUCUGCAGUUUAAGUGAAGAUACCGCUGGUAACGUUUGCCACACAAAUGUGCCCUUAACUGAGUUUAUUGUGCAGGUAGAUCGUCGAAGGAUGAGGAGUAAGAGGCGUCAUGAGUCUUCCGUUAUCGGUCUGGAUAAAUGGAGUACGAUUGAGGUUGAACAGUCAACGUCAAAGUACUCUUACGAAGCAGAUGAGGAAUUUGGCGAUGAGUCGAAGUUUGAUUUAGACAACCUUCAGCAACUGGAUUCCAGCAAUGUUGUUGUGUCUCAGAGCCUUCUGAAUGAAGUAGUGCUAAAAGCUGCUUUGCCAGUCGAUGGCUUAUUUCCGACAACCUUCGCCAUUAGAAUUUAUGACGAUUUUGAGAACAAUGAGAAGCUUAAGUUGCCAAAUAAGUUUCGCGGCGUUCUGCUGAUUCAGAAACUAGAAGAUCGUAGGAAAAAUGCAGUUCUU